UCGGCGGCAGCGGGCCGGCGCGAGGCUGCAGCUGGAGCUGUGGCGCCCGGAGUUGGAGUUGCCAGGAGUUUCCCCGACCCCUCCUUCCUCGCGCACAGCGGCAGGAGCCCGCGCGGGAGCGGCGAGCCGCGACCAGCCAGCAGCAGCGGAGUCGGCCCAGCCUAGUCUGCAGCCCCGAUCUCCGUGCGGGGCAGCCGCGGGGGAGCCCUGUCUUCGGUUGGGACGCGUGCCGCGCACUAGGCACCGCCCGAGCACGAGCCAGGCUGCACGAACAUUCCCUGCGUGCCCUCCUGGGUGGCUCUACAAUGAGUGCCAAGUCUGCCAUCAGCAAGGAAAUUUUCGCACCUCUUGAUGAAAGAAUGCUGGGAGCUGUCCAAGUCAAGAGAAGGACAAAGAAAAAGAUUCCUUUCUUGGCAACUGGGGGUCAAGGCGAAUACUUAACUUAUAUCUGCCUAUCAGUGACGAACAAGAAACCCACACAGGCAUCUAUCACGAAGGUCAAACAGUUUGAGGGCUCCACAUCAUUCGUCCGAAGAUCCCAAUGGAUGCUUGAGCAGCUUCGCCAAGUUAAUGGUAUUGAUCCUAAUCGGGAUUCUGCCGAGUUCGAUUUGUUGUUUGAAAAUGCCUUUGACCAGUGGGUUGCUAGCACGGCCUCAGAAAAGUGCACCUUCUUCCAGAUCCUCCACCACACCUGCCAGAGGUACCUCACAGACAGGAAGCCAGAGUUUAUCAACUGCCAAUCCAAAAUUAUGGGAGGAAACAGCAUCCUCCAUUCAGCAGCUGACAGUGUGACCAGUGCAGUACAGAAGGCAAGCCAGGCCUUGAACGAGCGUGGGGAACGCUUAGGCCGAGCAGAGGAGAAGACAGAAGACAUGAAGAACAGUGCCCAGCAGUUUGCAGAAACCGCACACAAGCUUGCCAUGAAGCACAAAUGUUGAGAAACUGCCUAUCCUGGUGAAACUCUAAAGAAAGUGGAGAAGUUUGUUCAGCAGUUAUUACAAGACGUCCAGAUGGGGCUGCUUCUUUGGUUUUGCUGUUGUUUUGUUUGUUUGUUUCUUUGUUUUCCCAAUAUAAGGACAUUGAAGGGUUUGAUUCUUCAUGGCCAGAUGUUAAUAUGAAUGAAUGUCAAUGUGCUGUGGGCAUACAUUUCCCUAUCUUGCUAAGGAAUGCUGCAAUAGUAUCAGCUUCAUUUUUACUUUUUCCAUUGUGUGUGUGUGUGUGUGUGUGUGUGUGUGUGUGUGCAUCUGUGUGUGUGCAUAUGUUCCUUUUGAAGGAAAAUUGUUUUUGUAGUUCAAAUAUGAAAUUCAGACCAAAUAAUAAGCCAGGUAUAAAUUAACAAAUUUUUUUUUCUCUCUCUGAAACUAAGCAACAAAAUAGUUCAAUAUGGUGGCAUCGGGUGAUGGUCCUGGGUACAAAUAAACGCCACACAGUGCUUUCGCCUACUCUCCUAGUCCUCUUCAUUUGAAGAGAAAAAUUAAAAUUUAUUAUCCUGAGACUCAAGUCUGUACUGUGGAAAGCACAUGGGCAUAUCAGGGGAAUGGGAUUUUGUCUUUUCAUGUUAAUCUUUUUGCAUGAACCAUCAAGAGUAUUCACAAAAAACAAAUCAGAAUUUCAAAUAGAAUUCUACUCUCUGGGAUGACGUAUAAACAUUUUGGCUCCUUCCUUCCAGUCUGAUUAGCUGAAUUAUCAUAUGAAGGAUAAAAAUUUGAAUGUAAAGACCUACCGUAAAACAUAUUUUAAAACCUCCAUGGAUUUAUGGAUAUUUCUCUUGCUGUAAUUGUCCCAAGUUAUCAUAGCUAACAUGGGGGUGGGAAUAACUUAUAUUUCUAACAACAAAUAGUAUAUCUAGGGUCAGUGGAGUGGCUCAGUGUAUGAAGGUGCUUAUAGCAUAAACCUGGUCACUAGACCCCACAGAUUUGACCUCUGACCUCCACCCACAUGUCCCAGCACACAUAUGUACACCAUAUAAAACACAUACAAAAAAACAACAUAAUAAUGAAUGAAAUCAAAUAAAAAGAAAUAAUUUGUCUAGAUAAAAGUAUGUAAAUUAUAAUGUGUCAAGAUGCUAAUUUUUUUUCUCUUUUUUACAAAGCUAUACCUAAUUUUAGAGACUCUCUCACAAGAUCCUUGGGAAUGAACCUUUAGUUUCUUGGUAUGUGGGUUUUGGAGGUUUCAGUACUGUUGUGGUUUUUACUUUCUUUCAUGUCGUUUAACAUGUACUUCUUGAUAGAUUGCAUACUCGUCAGUUUCAACUUGCCUGGUCUGACACAGGCAGCACAGUUACAAGCCUUUACAGUGCUGUCAGACUGAACAGAGUCCCUUCCAGGCCUUUGGAUUAUGUGUUGCUCAAAGUAAUACUGCACUUAGACUAUGGACAUUUUGUUUUCUCGUGGGUUAAAAGCUAAACAUUAAAAAUAAAAUUAAAAAAUGCUUGUUCCUCAUAAAGCAAUGAGGCAAGCUACACAUGCCAGCUACUGCAGUGCAUGGAGUUUUCAGACGCCUGGGUCGUCGGGACCCUUUCCUUCUUUGCUCUCCACUGAGUCACCAGUUUACUUGUGAUGUAGUCUCUAAUGCAGCAACAUAAGAUGACUUUAGAUUACUAAUGCUGAUUUAAAUAGCUUAAGUUUUCCUAAUGACACAUCCCCUGAGAAAGAGCACAUUUUCCGUGGAAUACCAUAGGUAUAAUGUCAGGAAGAGGAUGGGAUUUGCUGCAAACAAGUGUAAUAAUCCUUUGGGGCAGAUAAUCCAGGUGAAGAAUAUACUAUACAAUGUACAUAGCGGACUAUGAAUGUUUACUAUAUCUUACGCUUUUCUUUAGGUGUCUUACAAUUUUAAAAAAACCCAGGAACCUGCCAUCUGCUGACUAUUGGAACUAUCCGAUUCCUAAAAAAUAAGAAGAAAAAGCCCCCAAAUAAUACCCCAAAUUGGUUUCAUUGGCAGACUUUAACUCAGAAAACACAAACAUUUGUCUUCCAAAACUGGAUUCCAGUUUCAGAGGGCUGAUAUAAAUAGUUGAGAGAAAUAGUCUAACUUUCCCCAUCCAAGUCAACAGUAAAAUCACUUGUUGGAUUCCUGACGACAACUUUGGGCCAGCUGUUCCUGAACAGGCAGAAGCAUACUGUGAAAGCUGAGACUUCUUCCUCAGCGUAUAGAUGUAAGUGCCCUGCACCUGCCCUCUCCCAUUCUCUCUCUUGAUCCGUUUUGGCCUAAAUCUUAUUGGAAAUAGUCUGAACUAAAAGGAACCUCACCCAACCCCCCAAAGCUCUGUUAGCUUCCUCUACGGAUCAGUCAGCAUAUAGACCAUCACCAUGACCUCGGUUUGUGAUCCUUCCUGCUUGUCUUCCACCAAACACACAGGCUAUCAGAGUAAUUGCUGCCCUUUCUCAGCUGUCCAGCCUCUUGCAGAGAAGCCCCUGAUAACACAUGUGAAAUCCAUAGCCAUCCUUUGGUAGAAGGUACUUCAAUAUAAAAUGCUAGUGCAGUGUAACCAGCAUGAACUUGUUAAGAGUCCCUGCUAUAUGGGACCAAGUCAUUUGGUUGAGCUUGCUAGAAGACUUAAGGUGUUGAUUUUGUUUCUGCACUUCACUAUGAAUUCUGGAAAUGCUGUCUUUCUCCGAAGGACUUUGCAAAUUAUAUUGACAAUGUAUUUUAAAAAAAGGAACUUGCCAGCAUUUCCACUUCUUCCUGGAAUGUAGCUGUAGUGUUCUUCACUAGAAUGAUUAGAUAUGUCCAGGCUCUAUGCAGUUAAACAGGUUGAUGUUUCAUUUCAAAGAAUGUAUUUGUACAAUGUAACAGGACCAGUAGCUAACUUUUUUUAAGGUCUGGUAGAAGUAAUAUUAUGUGUUAGACUUAAAAUUAUAGUGAAAUCUGUUUUAUACAAUUGUGACUAGCAGAGAUUAUGCAUUUAUGUAGAAACAGUUACAGAGUGCCCUAAAAUAUGAGAUACUAGUUAAGAUAGGUUCCACUCCUAAUUUCAGAAUUGUGAUGCUGCUAAUGUGUGUUGUUCUUGGUUUUUCAGAAAUUCUCUAUGAUAUUGAGUAUCAUUUUUGUUUCAUUCAGAGACAAGUUAACAGCUGUUCUUUUGGUUCACUAUUAGAGCAACUCGGACUUUGUCAUUAAAUAUUUUAACUCUCUGGUGAAUGUUUGUUUCU
Mus pahari (shrew mouse) is the source of this 4151-nucleotide messenger RNA. RefSeq names its product syntaxin binding protein 6 (gene Stxbp6). The transcript has 6 exons. Bases 306 to 938 code for a protein of 210 amino acids. Lineage: Eukaryota; Metazoa; Chordata; Mammalia; Rodentia; Muridae. The record is from RefSeq and is a predicted model, not a curated record. Gene Ontology annotation, biological process: Golgi to plasma membrane transport; exocytosis; regulation of SNARE complex assembly. Gene Ontology annotation, cellular component: exocyst; plasma membrane. Gene Ontology annotation, molecular function: phosphatidylinositol-4,5-bisphosphate binding.